AUGCCACCAGCUGCUAUCUCCCCGCCAGCUAGCCCACGCCUUCAAAGCAAUGGUGAUCUGUCCAGGUACAAGGGCUACGACCAUGUGCACUGGUACGUGGGCAAUGCCAAACAAGCUGCCGCCUACUACACGGCCCGCAUGGGCUUCGAGAGAAUCGCAUAUCGAGGCCUAGAAACGGGCUCCAAAGCUGUUGCCUCCCACGUCGUCGGCAACGGCAAUAUCACUUUCGUGCUCACCUCGCCCCUGAGAUCGCUGGACCACCUGUCCCAGUUCAGCGAAGAUGAUCAGGCGCUGUUGACGGAGAUUCACUCGCAUCUGGAAAAGCACGGGGACGGCGUCAAGGAUGUUGCGUUCGAAGUCGACGAUGUCGAGGCUGUUUUCAACGCUGCGGUGCGGAACGGGGCGACGGUUGUUUCGGGCAUCAAGACCCUGGAGGACAGCCAGGGUGUGGUCAAAAUGGCAACCAUACAAACAUACGGCGAGACGACGCAUACUCUAAUCGAAAGGACAGGUUAUUCGGGCGUAUUCUUGCCGGGAUAUCGACAGGAGACUGCAGCGGAUCCCCUUUCGAAACAUCUGCCCCCAGUCCCACUCUUGCACGUUGACCAUUGCGUUGGCAAUCAGGAUUGGAAUGAGAUGGACAAAGUUUGUGAAUAUUAUGAGAAAGUCCUCGGCUUCCAUCGGUUCUGGUCUGUCGACGACAAGGAUAUCUUCACUGAAUUCUCCGCCCUAAAGUCCGUCGUCAUGGCAUCUCCAAACGAGCUGGUAAAGAUGCCCAUAAACGAGCCUGCGAAAGGCAAGAAACAAUCCCAAAUCGAGGAAUAUGUCAACUUCUACAACGGGGCGGGCGUCCAACACAUCGCGCUCCGCUCGGACGAUAUCAUCCGUGACAUCACGAAUCUGAAAGCCCGCGGAGUGGAGUUCAUCAAGGUCCCCGAGACGUAUUACGAGGAUAUGAAGGCGAGAUUGGAGAAGGGGGGCAUGAAGUUGGAGGAAGACUUUGAGACGCUGAAAAGUCUAGAUAUUCUUAUUGAUUUUGAUGAAGGGGGUUAUCUGUUGCAGUUGUUCACGAAGCACCUCAUGGACCGUCCGACCGUCUUCGUUGAAAUCAUCCAACGCCACAACUUCUCCGGCUUUGGCGCGGGGAAUUUCAAAUCCCUCUUCGAGGCCAUCGAGCGCGAGCAGGCACUGCGUGGUAAUCUGGUUUAAACCACUCCACAUGACACAAUAUGAGAUUAUAUGACAGCAAUUUGCUUUUUACGCUGUUGGCUUUGGUUGGUUUUUUUUGGCAAUCGUCCCCAACACGUGACCUCUAUAUCUCCUUUCUUUUCUAUGCUCUUUUUGCUUUUCGACAUGCUUUUCUUUGGUCUUAUUUGACAUGUUUAUUUGGCGAUAUACAACAUACGAUUUUCAUAGUUAUGCCAGCUUUCGUUUGGAUAAGUCGAGUGGUGGUCCUAUAUAUAAUAUCUUGCCAAAAAUAUCUUGUACGAAGACACUUUGUGCUGGCAGGUGGUUAGAAGUGAGCCAUUAGAAACAAUUGCUAU
Histoplasma capsulatum G186AR is the source of this 1544-nucleotide messenger RNA. RefSeq names its product T-cell reactive protein. The record is from RefSeq and is a predicted model, not a curated record. The transcript is spliced from 4 exons. Gene Ontology annotation, molecular function: 4-hydroxyphenylpyruvate dioxygenase activity. Lineage: Eukaryota; Fungi; Ascomycota; Eurotiomycetes; Onygenales; Ajellomycetaceae. Gene Ontology annotation, biological process: L-tyrosine catabolic process. The coding region runs from base 1 to 1209 and encodes 402 amino acids.